This is a messenger RNA of Patiria miniata (bat star), 1533 nucleotides long. RefSeq lists its product as uncharacterized. The transcript has a single exon. The record is from RefSeq and is a predicted model, not a curated record. Bases 1 to 1533 code for a protein of 510 amino acids. NCBI's taxonomy places the organism in Eukaryota, Metazoa, Echinodermata, Asteroidea, Valvatida, Asterinidae. Gene Ontology annotation, molecular function: nucleic acid binding.
AUGGUUCUUCCGUUUGGUCUAGCCACCUCACCCCGAGUCUUCAUGCGUGUGGUGAAGACAAUCGGGGCCGCAUUAAGAAAACAAGGUGUGAUGAUCUUCAUGUAUCUGGACGAUUGGAUCAUUAUUGCUCAAUCUCAGACGGCCGCGUCGGCGGCACUCAAUCUGACUUGGCGUCUAGCGGUGGAUCUCGGGUUUAUUAUCAACGCCGAAAAAUCCCAUCCACAUCCAUCCCAAUUCCCAAUCUUUCUGGGAGCGUCUCUCGAUCUCCAGAAGGGAUUGGUUCGGCCUACGGAGGAACGAGUUGUAAAUCUCCAACAGUGUGUGUCUCUGUUUCUCCCGACGACCAUGGCCCCAGCACAAGCCUGGCUAAGGUUGCUCGGUCUCAUGGCCAGUAUGGUAGAUGUGGUGAACUUUUGCAGACUAAGGAUGCGUCCCAUCCAGUUACAUCUGCUGUCCUUCUAUCGGCCCAGUCGUCACCACAUACGUCAUCUGGUGCCGACCACACCUUGGCUGAUACCGCACCUCCGUUGGUGGCUCGACAAUACAAAUCUCAUGGAGGGGCGCGCGUUUCACAGUCCCAAGCCGUCAGUGACCAUCACGACAGAUGCGUCACUUUUUGGCUGGGGGGCCACCCUCCACCCGCGCCAAGUAGCGGGUCGGUGGGGGCCCAAAGAUUGCUCAAAGCACAUAAACGUGCUGGAGAUGUUGGCAGUCAUCAAUGCUCUCCAACGUUUUCAAGCAUCAGUGACGAACCAGGUAGUCAACAUUCGAUGCGACAAUGCCACAGUAGUGGCCCACAUCAAUCGACAGGGAGGCACGCGAUCCGCCCAACUAUGCGCACUCACGUGGAAUCUCUUCCACUGGUGUAUGGGCCACGGAGUAGCACUCGUGGCAACUCAUCUCCCAGGCGAGGAGAACGUCACAGCCGACGCUCUCUCCAGGGGGUGGGUCGCUCCGACGGAAUGGUCACUGCGUCCGCAGGUUGUCCAGUCACUUUUUCUGUUGAUCGAUCGGCCUCAUGUCGACCUGUUUGCCUCUCGAAACAACCACCAGUUACCGGUAUACUGCGCAAGACACAACGACCCUUGCACAUGGCAGACAGACGCACUGGCAAUACGGUGGGACAGACUACUUGCGUACGCCUUUCCCCCGUUCUCCCUCAUACCGCGAGUACUGGCCAAAAUGGAACAGGAGGACUGCAAGAUCCUCCUCAUAGCUCCCUUUUGGCCACGCCAGCCUUGGUUCCCGAGACUCAUCAAGCUCUUGGUUCACCACCCGGUGAUUCUUCCGAAGAGGGCAGACAUACUGUUCCAGCCCAGCUCGGGUUUUCUUCACCCGGCCCCGGAGGAUCUCCACCUGACGUGCUGGGUAUUAUCAAGCAAUCCUUCCGCACGGCGGGCCUUUCUGAACGAGCUGCGGCCAUUGCAGCCUGCAGCCGGCGGGAAUCUACCAGGAAAAUAUAUAGCAGUAGAUUACACCAUUUUUACAAAUGGUGUAGAGCCAGGUCUCUGCGUCCCUCCGAUACUUCUAUAG